This is a messenger RNA of Phalaenopsis equestris, 1007 nucleotides long. RefSeq lists its product as uncharacterized. The transcript has 2 exons. The record is from RefSeq and is a predicted model, not a curated record. Bases 53 to 772 code for a protein of 239 amino acids. Lineage: Eukaryota; Viridiplantae; Streptophyta; Magnoliopsida; Asparagales; Orchidaceae.
GAAGCACUCCCUCAUCCGUGCUCCCCAAGGAGGGACUCCAUUGCGCGGGAAAAUGAAGAAGGCACCCGGUUCAGAUUUCAAAUACCAGAGGAACCCAAAUUCUGACGAUCUCGACUCUUCCUUCCCUGCUUCUCCUCCCCAGAUUUCCGAUAUUACCGAUAACUUCUCUGCCUCUUCGUCGAAUUCGGUGAUUGCAGCCGCCGGCGACCUUGAUGAUGCAGAAUCGAGCCAUCCGAUUAUUUCUCUACUAUUGGAGAACUCCUCCGAUCAAUCCGGUCUACCAGAGUUCCCGCCUACGCCUUUGGUGGAACCAGUCGGAGCUACUUUGGAGAACGUCGAGGAGGCGAGCAUAUCGAUAACAGCGGCAUCCUUCAUUGAAGAGGCUGUAGAAGGGGAAGGUAGUUAUGCGGAGAAGAUCUUGACCGAAUUGUCGGAGGGGGCUGCUCAGCCGGGAGCUCAGAUCGUCAUGGAAAAGUGUUCCGAGAUGGAUGGGGGAGAGCAGAAUCUGGAGGUAGCGCUGGUCGGAUUCUCUACGGCGAUGGAAAAGCUGUGCGACUCGAUCAGAGAGGUGCUAUUGCCCGCGGUGGAGCAAUGGAAGCGACGAAACUGGAUUGACGGCUUCUUCUUCUUCUUUCUUGUGACCCUAGGAGGGAUGACGCUGGCAUUCUUUAUCGGCGCUGUGCUAUUCUCCGUUCUACUCACCUCCGUGGCUCCCGAAGGCUACCUGAGCUUGAAUAGUUUGCCUGAGUUCAACAGACCUACCCCGACUUGAUCCUUAGGUCGGGCAUUAGAAAUGCUUCACCGUAAGUAUAUUUCUUUUAAUUAGAAGGCUUAAAAAUACGACUACUGAGUUUGCGGAAAGUGAAUAGAUAUGUGACCAUCAUAGCGGAACCCUUCUUUUAUCAUAUGUUCUGGAGGUGGUUUUAAGUCUUUCAAUUACAAGGAGAAUAACAUUCUCGGUUGUUUUUUUUGAAAAUAUUUUGUAUUGAACUGAUAAAAAAAAUUGA